Molecule: messenger RNA, 462 nt
Organism: Ogataea philodendri
Lineage: Eukaryota; Fungi; Ascomycota; Pichiomycetes; Pichiales; Pichiaceae
Exons: 1
Coding region: 1-462 (153 amino acids)
Cellular component (GO): mitochondrion
Molecular function (GO): flavin adenine dinucleotide binding; flavin-dependent sulfhydryl oxidase activity
Source: RefSeq, a predicted model, not a curated record
AUGUCGUUUGGGCCGUCUGGAAAGAAGAUAGUUCUUGACGAGAACGGCAAGCCGUGCCGGUCGUGCAACUCUCUGCUGGACUUCAAGGCGGUGACCAAGUCUGCCACCAAGACGGUGGCCGAGGACUGUCCGCCCGAUGUUGAGCAGCUUGGCCGGUCCACCUGGACGUUUUUGCACUCGGUGGCCGCCAAGUACCCGGAGGUUGCCUCCGAGAGCCAGCAGGACGACAUGCGCACGUUUCUGCGGGUGUUUGGAAACAUAUACCCGUGCUGGGCGUGUGCUUCCGACUUUAGAGCACACAUGGAGAAAGACAAGCCCAAGGUGCGGACUCAAGAGGAGUUUGGCCAGUGGCUGUGCGACGCGCACAACGAGGUCAACGUCAAGCUCGGCAAGAAGAAGUUUGACUGCAAUCUGUGGAAAGAAAGAUGGAAAGACGGCUGGAAAGACGGCCGUUGUGAUUAA